This is a messenger RNA of Malaya genurostris, 1568 nucleotides long. RefSeq lists its product as uncharacterized. NCBI's taxonomy places the organism in Eukaryota, Metazoa, Arthropoda, Insecta, Diptera, Culicidae. The transcript has 2 exons. The coding region runs from base 148 to 1509 and encodes 453 amino acids. The record is from RefSeq and is a predicted model, not a curated record.
CCUCGUACCCAAGUAAUGAUUCUUCUACAAUUGUAACGAUCGGGCGGGCGUCGUCGAUCGCUUCUCCAGUCAGUACGGGAUUGCGAUCUAGCGCGAAAGCAUCCAAUCAAAUCGCAACGGUUCGGUUGUUCGGUCAGUCGGUCGGAAAUGGUAGCUCUGUCAGUGGCGCAGGUGUUGAUUGUACUAGUGGCAGCCGUUUUUGGCAAGGUCAGUGCGGAUAAUGUGCUGGCAGACGACGAAGAGGUCGUCAACGCAACGCGGACGAUCAACGAAAACAUUGCGGCCGCACAAAUCUCUCUGGAACCGCUGAAAAAUGAACCACUUUCGACGGACUACCUGAAGCUGGGAAGUCAAGGUUUGCAGGAGUACAUGUCAAAUUUAACAGCAAAACUCGCACCGGUUUUCAAAGAUUUCGAACAAAAUGACCUUGAACUGGUCCAGCACAGUUUGAUCGAAGCUAUUCGGUAUCUGAACGGAUACGAUGUAGUGAAUAGUAUCUCCCUGCUGCAGAACGUCGAUUACAAUCUUUUCAAUCACAACCAGUUCCGGUCGAUCAACAGCGAUCUGCGGAUCGGUUCGAUUGCGCUGUCCGAGGCGCUGUUCAAUCAACGUGACGUGAGCCCUUCACUCGAUGAUCUACUGGCAACCACGGAUAAGUUAGUGGAAAACGUUGUCCGCCUGUCCGACAUCGUCCAACGAGGUGAAGCAUGGUCCAUGGAAACGAACUCCCGAGCGAUGGCAGCUCAACGUGCUUUCAACGAAUCGAUCGAUAACUAUCUUAACGCUUCCGCCGUUAAGCUCGAGGAUUUGACUGAAUCUCUCACGGCUCUUCGAACCUACGAGGAGGAGUUGUAUCAAAAAAUGAAGGAACGAAUUCCGCUGUUUCCCAAAUCAACCGCCAACUACUUUAUCGCACUGAAAAAGUCUCUGGAAAAUCUGAUCCAGAGGACGAUCAUCAACUUCGAGAAUAUGCGCCUCUACAAACACCGAGACAUCGAACAGUGGAAGAUCCGGUCGUCGAUUUCCGCUCCGAUUGCCUACAUGACGCAAAUCGCAGUGCAAGUGUCGGCCGAUCUGAUGCUCGCGAACGACUGUACCGAGGCUUACAUCGAGAAACUGUUGGCUUUCCCCAACUUCACCAUGACUCACGUGCACGGAUGUCUAGCGGAACAGAUCUCGAACGAGGAGAAAACCUUCGACAUCAUCGCGAACGUCAUCGAUACGUACGUGGCGAGUGCGAUCAACGCAUCGUACGGGGCGUUCGAUAUCUGCUUCCGGUACGCACCGAAGAAGCUCAACUACUGUUUGGAUUUGAACGGCUACGAGAAUACCUGGGCCAACGCUAGAAUACUGACCGCUUCCCGACAAAUCGAAUCGUUCAUCGAUAGCGAGAUUCAGAACAACUUCAACACGUGUAUCGCCCAGAUGGGAUACUUUCUGAACUACCAUAACCUGCAGGAAAUGUGUUUCUAUAACAAAAAACGGAACCGGCCCCGUGGUCGUUGGUGAUCAAUAGCUUGGUGUAUUCAUUUGUUGUUUCAUUAAAAAUAAAAUGUUAUUCAAAAAUA